CUCGCGUUUAGUACAGCGCUCAGCAGGAGUGUCGGACGCUCGGCUUUACAGUCGCCGACUUUAGUAUUCUUCGUUUAUUUUCUUUUCUAUUCGUUUAAUUUGUCGCUCAGACUAGCAAAACUAACCGUGUAAAGUUUCGUCGUUGAGUGAUUUUUUGAUGUUAAGCUGUUUAACAUUAUUUUAUUUUGACAGUGUCACGUGUGGAAUUGAAUUAUUACCGAUACCGGAGUUUACAAGUGUUUAUAACGUAUACGGCCUUCAUUUGCCGCAGGUAGAGCCGGCGAGUCGUCAAAAAAGUGUGUUUACAUUGUUGAAGUUUCCAGUAUUUCUGGAUUUGUUGUGAGAACCUAGUUAAAGUGAUAACUAGGUGAUAAAGUUCGUAAUAACAAAAGGAUCACACGGAUUGGUUCCAAUAGGAUUCUGCUCAGAAACUUUGAAAGUGUUUUUAGUGCAGCGAAGUCUUGAAGUGUUUGUAACUUACGACAUAACCUUAUUUGAAAGAGGCGCGUGUUUCACAGACAUGCGCAGUAGGGUCCUAAAAAAAUAUUAAUAAGUGGCUCGUAAUUUUAUAAACAAACUUGUGUCGUGUUUGUGUGUCGGCUUUUAGUGCAUUACUAAUACGAAAUUCCCAAGUGUAUUCAGUACAAAUAAAGAUACAGUUGUCAGUUAUUUCCUUAAUUUUUUUGGAUUCAAAUCACGUUAACGUUCACCUGUGGGAUUUCGGUGUUUUUUCUGCGCGCGCACGAUUGUCUUCUUCUAAGGUAAUGGAAGGACUUUUUAUAGACAAGGUUGGCGCAGCUAUGAUGUCCUGUCCCCUGCCCUUGCCGCUUCUGCCGGCCCUUCACCCUCAGCCUGCUCUGGCGUCUGACUUCCCCAUCCACAUUGGUAUUAAGAGAGGCUCCGACGAGCUUCUUUCGCAGAGUGGCGUCACCGUCAUGGCGCCCGCCGCUCCACACCAUGCUGACAAUAAUAACCAAGACUCAGCCGCCAAGAAGGUGAAACUGGAGCAAAAUGUUGGCAAACCGUCAAGGGUUAUCCACAUACGGAACAUACCAAACGAGACUACGGAAGCUGAGAUCAUACAGCUCGGUCUACCCUUCGGGAGGGUCACCAACGUACUCGUUCUCAAAGGAAAAAAUCAGGCAUUCCUGGAGAUGGCAGAGGAAAUAUCAGCUGUGGCGAUGGUAGCCUACUUCGGUGGCUGUGUCGCUCAGCUACGCGGACGAGCCGUCUACGUUCAAUUCUCCAACCAUAAGGAGCUUAAAACUGAUCAAACACACAGCAAUGCGUCGGCGUCAGCGCAGGCGGCGCUUCAGGCCGCACAGGCUAUUUCAAACAGUGCGGGCGCAGCGCUCGUUGCCGGCGCGGGCGCAGCGCUUCAACCUGCAAAUGGUGGCACUGAAAUACAGGUAAUGACUGGCGGGCCCAACACAGUGCUGCGCGUCAUCAUUGAGCACAUGCUGUACCCGAUAGUACUUGACGUGCUCUAUUCGAUCUUCCAGCGAUACGGGAAAGUGCUCAAGAUUGUAACCUUCACUAAGAACAAUUCAUUUCAAGCCCUAAUCCAGUACCCAGACACGGGGUCAGCGCAAAUGGCAAAAACGGCUCUCGAUGGUCAGAACAUUUACAACGGCUGCUGCACACUCCGCAUCGACUACUCAAAGAUGACAUGCCUCAACGUCAAAUAUAACAACGACAAGUCGAGGGACUACACCAAUCCCACGCUCCCAUCGGGCGACGGCGACGCUCACCAGCUGUUGACCAGUGAGUUGAUGCCUCAGCGGGCUCGCCUCGCCUUGGCCCUCGCAUCCAGGAUGAGUGGUGGAGUGUUAGCGCCUCCGUUCCUGGGGCUGGGGUCAGGGCUGGCGUCACCGUAUGGCGUCGGCGUUGGGGGAGUAGGUCUGCCUGCGUUCGGUGCACUCACACUGACGCCGGCUUCGCCUGCAUUGCGCGCACUCGCCGCACCACCGCUGCCGCUGGCCACAGUGUUGCUCGUAUCCAACCUAAAUGAAGAGAUGGUCACGCCUGACGCUCUCUUUACCCUUUUCGGCGUGUAUGGUGACGUGCAACGCGUGAAGAUUCUGUACAACAAAAAGGAUUCAGCCCUAAUUCAAAUGGCGGAGCCUCACCAGGCUCAUCUAGCCAUGACACAUAUGGAUAAGCUGCGCGUCUUCGGAAAGGCUAUGCGCGUCAUGCUCAGCAAGCAUCAAACGGUGCAGCUGCCGAAGGAAGGACAGCCUGACGCUGGCCUCACUAGGGACUAUUCCCAGAGCCCCCUACAUAGAUUCAAGAAGCCCGGCAGCAAAAACUACCAGAACAUUUACCCGCCGAGCGCCACAUUACAUCUCUCCAACAUUCCAGCCACGGUGUCCGAAGACGACAUCAAGGAUGCGUUCACCAAAAGGGGAUUCGCGAUCAAGGUCUUCAAGUUCUUCCCGAAGGACCGCAAGAUGGCGCUGGUCCAGCUGCCGUCCAUCGACGACGCGGUGGCGGCUCUCAUCAAGAUGCACAACUACCAGCUGUCCGAGUCCAACCACCUGAGGGUUUCCUUCUCCAAGUCGAGUAUUUAAACGCAAUGACCAAUCGUCCUCGGAAUAUCACACAAGUCGCGUCCGCCUCGGGACCGACUCGACGUGCUAGUGCCCUCAGCCUUACCGUUCGUUGACGCGACAACAUCGUACCUCUCUCAAGUAUCGAGAACUUCACUCGACUGAAAUUUAUAAUAUAAUUAAUGUGUAUUACGCUUACUCGGAUCAGUAUAGAACUUAAGUGCUAACUCUAUUUCAUUAGUGAUUACGUACCGCUGUUACUGUACAUCAUAAUUUAAGGUGUUCAUCGUUUCCCGACGGCAGCUAAUCGUUCAUUUUGAGGGUACUCGGUCAGUACGGCUUGAGAUGUUUAUUUUUUUUUUAAUUUUGUGUGAUAUUCAUUCCGUAUUUUUGUAAUUCUAUAUAUUAUUUUUAUACAUAGUGUUAUCGUUUCCAGUGUUUUCGACGUAUCAUUUCAAACGAUUUAACAUAUUUAAAACGGUUUGCAAUUAGAUUGCGCUAGUUAUUUCAAAUUUGGCAGCUUAUCUAUCUGUAGUGAUGUCAAACAUCGCCUCGGUUGUUUUUGUGGUUAUUAUUAUGACAGGAUUAUUUACGAUAAAUAUUAUUACAUUAUAUAUCAAACACUAGAGCGCGUCGUUGAAGAAGACAAAGGUAUUUCUUGAUCGCUUAUAAUUUGCAGUUAUCAUAUUCUAAGAUAAUAUUUUAUAAAUAUAUUUUAUACUCUAUUUUAAUCUGCACAAUUUAUUAUGGCAUUUUUUAAAUAAUAAUUGUAUUCUUUGUACGCAUACACAUAUUCAAUAUAUUUUAUGGAACGCUAUGUUUGGGGAUGUGUAUGUAUGUGCAAUAUUAGUUUUAGAGACGGUUAAGUGUAUUUUAAGUAUUAACAGUCGUCUUCUCCAUCCGCUGCAUACUUCCAUCGCUGUUUCGUUUCUUAGGAAGAAUAUUCCGUUCAUUGUUACAGUUAUAGUUACUUCUCGAUUAGUUAGUGUAAUCACAGCUAUCACUAACCUAGUUGGUAUGUCGUCUACAUAGUGUUAUGUGCAGUGACAUUUUAGUGACAUGAUGCAUUUAUUUUGAUGUUAAUUUAUAUUAAUGGUAGCUACAACAUAAUAUAAAUGCUCGUGCAUAUUCACUAAGCAAAUUAUUAUAGAUAAUUAUUUAUUUCACUACGAUCGGGGAUUACCCUGUACACUAUACAGUGUGGUCGAUGUUGAGUUUACGUAUUGUUAGAAUUAUUUUCAUUAAGUAUAAUAAAGAACUAUUUAAAUGUUGCCACGCUGUCCUCGUGACAGUAUUUGAGGUUUUAUAGACGUGCUGGGAUCGCAUCGGCCCUUAGUGACGAGAUGAACAUACUACCUUCCACUACGAAUAACACAACAGUAUUUUAGUGUUAAACUUCUUCGACGCUUUGUAAAUAACUCGAGUUGUGUCGUAUUAACACUUUCGCUCGAUUGGUUUUCAGACAUCUUUGCCUUCUUAAAUUAAUUAAAAAAAAUGCGUCUAGUCCAAUGAAAAGAGAUUAAGUUGGUGGAUUAAGUAAAUUAACGUUAUAUCUUUAAAAAUUCCUCACACACUAAACUCAGGUAGAGCGCUUUCUAGAGAUAUUAUUUAUUUAUUGUAAAGAUUCUUUUGGUCGAGGAGUCGGUGCCCGUUUACGCUCUGACCGCUAGGACCACACUAAGUGUUCGUUUACACGUCCAGUCUAUGUGAUUAGGCAAAGAAUGCGUGAACCAGAUACCUGAAUUGUGACGAUUUAGUGAAACUUUGCUAUUCGCGAUUUAAUGUAAAUUAAAUUUUAAUAGAAAAAUUCCUAAUUUUAGAUGAGAUAUGAAAAAAAAAAAAUGGAAUUCAUACAUAUCUUUCUCUACACGCUGUCGGUUAGAUAUUUAGGGUUCCGAGCCGCACGGUUGAAUGUAGAUUACCUUAGACCUUCCGUAAUUACCGGAGUCGAUCGGCUCCAAGGUGCAAAGUUCCCGACACUUCGGUCUCGAACGUUUAUCAUUUCCGUUCGAACGUAAAGUUGACAUUAGAAGUCACUUAUUUACACUAUUAUAAAUUGUAUAAUAUACAUCACGUACCGUUAUAAUAUAUAAAAAUAGAGCUUGGUAAGAUGGUUAAAGUAAAAACAUAGGUCGUCGUUACGAUGUAAGGUUUAAUAGACACGUUCGGUCAAACGAAACGUGCUAAUCGUUAACUGUCUACAAUAAGAACGUAUGUGUAGUAGUUUGGUUUAAAUAAUGUUAGGCGACCAGGGUGUGGUGAUAUUUUGCACGUUUUUGAGAUGUUUUUCUAUAGGGUACAGGUAAACUGUGCCUGUGUUUUGAAACGAUACGCGACUAGCGUUGGUCUGGUUGAGAUGGUGACGGCAGUGAUCGCAAUUGAAUUGUAUUAUAACGUAUUUAUUAAAAAAAACAAUAUCACAAAAAGAGAUUACAUAUCCACUUUAUUGUAAAAUGGCAGUCUUAAAGACUCGCUGCCCGCGCGGUCUCGCGGUGGAUGUGCUAGGGAUGCGCGUGCGCCGCUUGUCGAUAUUAUUCGCUACGAGAGGGGUUAAACCCGAGGUUUUUGUGACAAUGUUAUAACUUAAAUUUAUUUAUCAUUAAAAUGAAUUGAAAUUAUUUGAUAACUUUCCAACUGUCUUUCUUUCUGUAUUACUGUCGAUUUUUUUGUUUAAUAUUGAAUCCAUCACUGUACCCUCCAAGCGGCACGUGGGUGCGACAAAGCGCGCUGUACGUGCGUCCCGCUCGCGCGCUCAGCGAGUCUCCAAAGCUUCCACGCGAGUAACGCUACACGCCGUAUCGGCUGAUCGGGUUAGACAUUAGUAACGAACUGUCGCUUGUGCUCAAAACGUAGACAAUGAACGCGUCAUCGGGUGUGUAGCGUUUUGUGGCCUAAACUUUCUCAGUAAUAUCGAUAUCGACUAUUAGAUAAUUAUAGGAAUUUAUGUGUUUAGAGAAGUAUUUUAAAUAUAAUAGGAUAAUAUCGUAAUGUAAUUAAAAAAAAAAAGUAAUAAUAAUAAAUCAGUGUUUAGAACGAGAUGCCAAAAUUAAAAGUCAAUACACAUUAUUUUAGGUAAAAUGUAAUUGAAUUAAUCCUAACAUUUAUUAAAAAGUUAAUGAAAAUGUUACAGUUGAAUUAUAUUUGAGAGUUUUAUUAAGCGCAAUAUAUGUAAUUUUAUUCAUUGUAAGCGAACAUUGUUUCAAUUUGUUAGUUAAAGUUAUGCGUUGAUAGAUAUGAAUAUUUCUUUCCGAUCUUAUUUCAUUCGUACAUUCGCGUCAUUCGAACGCUGUGUAAAUUGUACUAAGCAUUACUUUACUCCGUUAUGGCGUAGCCAGGUACCAACCCCUCCAAAGAAAACUUGGUGCCCCCCCCCCCAAAUAAUGUCUAUUAUACAUCAAUCAAUUGAUUAUAUAUAUAUUGUCUUAAACAUUUGUCAUAGAUAUAAUCAUAUAGGGUUCAUAAAAUAUUAUAAUUUUACAACAAAAACUUUUUUUUAAAUAUAUAUUUUAUGAAAUUAAUGAUAAAAUGAUGUACCUAUAAAGGUAAAAGUUUAUAUAAGCCUGGCCUCCGAGGCCCCCACUCCCCCCCCUUCACCAAUCCUGGCUACGCUAACGACUUCGUAUCCUAUUAUCCUUUGCAUGUCUCAAAACAUAUCUGCUCAUAUCAAAGAGGUUUCCCCACACUUGACCUUUAUUCGAAUUAUUUAAUAUUUUGUAAAAGUAUGGGUAAAUGUCUACAUAUCAGGGAAUAGAAUGGCUAGAAGCUGUGUUGUCUCAUAAUCCAGGACCCAGUCGCUUUAGUUCUCCUUUAUUAUAUUAAAAACUAUUUUAUUUUUUCAAUGUAAAUUUAAGUGUCGUCUUAAUAUUUUCUUUUAUUUUAGCGUUAAGCCUUGUGUGUGGUUAAUUUCAUUCUUAUUUUUAAUUUCAUAAUUAAACUUUUAUUAUCAUUGAUUCUUUUUGUUUUUUUUUUUUUUUUUUAUUUCCUCUGCAUUUAUUUCCUGCCUACAUUUAUUUUUUUAUACGUUACCUUACCUUGUUUAUACCUUCGUCAAAAUGUUAAAACUAUUUGUAAAUAAAACUCAUAAAUUUUAAAUGGGAACAAUAUAUAAUGAAAUUAUGUACGACUGUACACCAUCUAACCUAGACAUACUUUUAUCUUAGAUCUAACCUCCUUGUACAGAGCUGUCCUAUUAACUACUCAAACGUUUCAAUAUCUAUUCUCAAUCUGAGCCUAUCGAAUUAUGCUUGGGAAGGACUUUGGUGUGUUUAAACAAGAUACAGGUCGAAGUAAUGGGGUAAGGGACACAAAUAUUGCCAAUGGUAUGUUAUAUAAAUUUAUCAAAGAGGAUAUACCUCGCACAGGGUAUGUGAAUAUUUACAACGACCCGACAGUUGGGUCGGAUGUUGUCCGCGUAACGUCCCUUAUUCCCGUGUCGAAAGAACUGAAACUUAUUGAAACGUUGAUCUAGAAUGAAUUCUAUAACUGCCAAUUGAUAGGUAAAUGUCCUUCAAAAUAUUGAAUUAGAUAAUGAUCAAUUUAAAUUAAAUAUAUAUACGUUUAAUAUGCCAUCGUACAUAACCUAUAAACUGGCAGUUAUAAUCGUGUUAAAUUAAUGUAAAUACACGAUGUUAUAAAUAAUUAAAUAUAAAAUUAUAGAACUAUUACAGAUAACAUAAUCGAUAAGUUUAAUAGAUAGUAUCCUGUUCUCAUUUCAGUAGUCGCUCUAGUAACCUUAUACCUGCCUACCCUAAGGAGGAUAUAAUUUCUUCGUAGUGACUAUUAUGUACGCAUCUUCAUGAUAUUUAAGAGAAUUUAUGUUGAAUUAUUAAAAGAUUAAUGGUGUGCAAAUUAAAGGGUUGUGUGUAAAAUAAAAAAAAUAGUUUAAUAGUUUAUAAAUCGUUCGUGUUAACGAUAAUUGUCUUCUUACUUAUUUAUUUAUGAAGCACAUCCGCUUUUGUUUUUAUCGUCUAUGGUUUGUUAAUGAAUACGUCAAGUUGUUAAGACUUAAACAGUAAUUUAAAUCAAUAUGCCAAAGACCAAUCAUUGGAAAAAAUAACAGGGAUCUAUCAAAUAUUAUUUUCACUAAAUAGAAGAGCAAAAAUAUAUCAUGAUUUAAUCAAGCUUUAACGAGCAUUAAUCGAAAUCGAUGUAUUUUGAGGAUUGUUUUGUGUAAGUUCAUUUUAUGUAAACGUCAACAGGUCGUUGGCUACACUGUCUGUCACAUAGUUUAUGUGAAAUAUAUAAAUAUAUACACUAUUUUAACGUCUAAGUGACUACACUAUUAAACUCUAGAUUUAUUCUUUGUCAUUUUAUAAUAAAAUAUAGUUGAAAAUUAAA
This is a messenger RNA of Vanessa tameamea, 7886 nucleotides long. It is a transcript of the gene heph, whose product is annotated as polypyrimidine tract-binding protein 2. Gene Ontology annotation, molecular function: mRNA binding. The transcript has 17 exons. Gene Ontology annotation, cellular component: nucleus. The coding region runs from base 765 to 2570 and encodes 601 amino acids. The record is from RefSeq and is a predicted model, not a curated record. Gene Ontology annotation, biological process: mRNA processing; regulation of RNA splicing. Lineage: Eukaryota; Metazoa; Arthropoda; Insecta; Lepidoptera; Nymphalidae.